Aspergillus vadensis CBS 113365 is the source of this 429-nucleotide messenger RNA. RefSeq lists its product as uncharacterized. The record is from RefSeq and is a predicted model, not a curated record. The transcript has a single exon. The annotation marks the transcript as partial. Lineage: Eukaryota; Fungi; Ascomycota; Eurotiomycetes; Eurotiales; Aspergillaceae.
UUUACGUCGGUAACCACGUGGAGUGAAGCAGGGUUCAUGGACCAUCUGACAGCAUUGAUGACCCUGAAUGUGUCGAACGGAGCAAGUAGGACGCCAACAUCUACGAAUACGGCAACAACAACAUCCCUUUACAGCGGCUCGGCGAAUGAUGGUCUUCGCCGCGCACGGACUAUACCGCGCCGAAGCUUGGGCAUGUCGGUCAGCACUACAGUUGGAGGCACUACGAUAUUCCUGUUGAUCUUUGUCCUGCACCGGCCUAUUUACCUAUGGAUUUGCAGACGACGUACGGGCGUGAUUUGGGUCGGCCACGCAUCGGCCGCAAGCAGAAGCCAUUAUACACAGCUGCCUUCACCUCACAUGCAAUAUCCGGAAUUGUCCCAGUUUUCUGAUGAUUCAGAAGCAGGCUCUACGGAAGCGCAUAUGGCAUAA